GUACCGUGGGUGAUGAAGAAGUGUGUAGUCUCGGUGGUCCACAGACACCAGCGACACGUCAGGAGGUUCCGGAUGACUUUCCCAGGCGAGGACAUGGAGGACAUUAGAAGUAUUUGACAUCAAACUGGCACAUCCUGCAGAAGACUUUAAAAGCUGGACACCAUGAACUAUGUGGGUCAGCUGGCUGGCCAGGUGCUGGUCACCGUCAAAGAACUCUACAAAGGAAUCAACCAGGCCACGCUGUCCGGCUGCAUCGACGUCGUGGUCGUCCACCAGAGGGACGGCACCCACCAGUGUUCGCCCUUCCACGUACGCUUCGGCAAGCUCGGUGUGCUGCGCUCUAAAGAGAAAGUGAUUGACAUCGAAGUGAAUGGAGAGCCUGUAGAAUUGCAAAUGAAACUCGGGGACAACGGCGAAGCUUUCUUCGUACAGGAAGCCGAGCAGCUGAAUCUUGUCCCAGCCCAUCUGGCGACAUCCCCCAUACCGACAGAGAGCAACCUUUUCUGGAUAUCAGAGGUGGAGCGCAGGUCGGCCAGCCUUGAAGAUCGGCCGGAGACUCCCCUCCCCACCAGUGUGGCCACGAAAAAGAAGAAGAAACGGAGGAAGAAGCACAAAGGGGACCCCCGAAGGGAAGAACUGACCCCCCCCAUGCCUGUCACUGCUGCUAAUGUUAACGCUGCCAACACACAUGCUGCUGCCGCGAGCCCUGCUGCCUCAACUUUGGGCCAAAACGAGGAGAUAUUUGAGAUGGAACUGAGCUCUGAUGAGGAGGCUCUGGUGCAACAUAUAUCCAGAUCACCUUCAGGGGUCACAGGACGAGACAUUGAUCCAAAACUACCUUCAGCCAGACACAACCUGGAUGGUUAUGCUUUGUCUGAUGGCGACUGGGCAGCAGAUAAUAGCCACAGCUUAUCUCAGGCGUUUUCGCCCAAGAGUGACUCAGAACUGGUGGUGAGACCCUCAGAGUCUUUGCUCAGAGCCGAGUCGCACAUGCAGUGGACCUGGGGAGAGUUUCCAGAAACCACCAGGGUCACAAAAAAGGACAAAGCAGAAUUAAUGAAAACGAUGACCAUCACCCCUUCAGAGAGCACCCACUUCCGUGUCAUCCUCAGCUCAGAGGCCAUGGAAAAUGAGUGUGAGCUUAUGGGAAAAGAGGAAGCGUCCUGCUCUGUGUGCGCCAUCGUCAAGCCAGAGCCUCGCUCCCCUACCACUACCACCAUGUGUGAGGGUCUCGUCACUCUCACAGAGCCUGUGGACGUCCUGCCAUACAAUGUGGUCACCUCCACUCCGUCCAGCCAGCAGAGUGACUCGCCCUCUAAAAAGAAAGGUGUCCCUAAGAGGAGCCACCAUCAGGGCCCUGAGGACAUCUACUUAGAUGACCUGAAGGCACUUGAGCCCGACGUAGCUGCGAGAUACUUUCCCAAAAGUGAGGCCGAGGCGGCCGGUAAGCACUGGAUGGACACAGAGAUCCCGUCCGGUUCUCAGUCGCCGCAGUCGGUGGGAAGCGCUGCGGCAGACAGUGGGACUGAGUGUCUCUCGGACUCCGCCAGCGACCUCCCGGACGUCACUCUGUCGCUGUGUGGAGGCCUCACAGAGAACGCAGAAAUCUCCAAAGAAAAGUUCAUGGAGCAUAUCAUUACCUACAAUGAAUUUGCUGAAAAUCCUGCAAUUAUAGAUAACCCCAACCUUGUUGUAAAGAUAGGAAAUAGAUAUUAUAACUGGACUCUCGCUGCUCCCUUGAUUCUGAGUCUACAAGCAUUCCAGAAGAAUUUACCAAAGGCUGCUGAGGAGGCCUGGAUGAAAGAGAAAAUGCCAAAGAAGUCAGGCCGCUGGUGGUUCUGGCGAAAAAGGGCGGACAGUGCAAUCAAGCAGUCUGAGACUAAGCUUGAAACCAAGGAGGAGUUGCAUUUAGGGGAGGAAGGAUCCUCCAUUGCACAGGAGAAUCUCACCUUAUUGAUUAAGACCACCGACUCUUCCAGCGAUGAGGAGGGCAAAGAGGUGAGUGCUGCGUCGUGUCAGGAGAGACUCCAGCUGAGUGAUGGCCAGCAGCACGCCAGCACGCACACUUACAGGAAGUCACUGCGCCUCUCUUCGGCUCAGAUAGCUAGUCUGAAACUGAAGGAAGGUCCCAACGAUGUGACAUUCAGCAUUACCACCCAGUACCAAGGCACAUGCCGCUGCGAGGGCACCAUCUACUUGUGGAACUGGGAUGACAAAGUCAUCAUCUCCGACAUUGACGGCACCAUCACCAAGUCUGAUGUGUUUGGACAGAUCUUGCCGCAGUUAGGGAAAGACUGGACGCACCAGGGAAUUGCCAAGCUCUACCACUCAGUAGCCGAGAACGGCUAUAAGUUCCUGUACUGCUCAGCGCGCGCCAUUGGCAUGGCGGACAUGACCAGGGGCUACCUGCAGUGGGUCAACGACGGCGGCACCAUCCUUCCGCGGGGUCCUCUCAUGUUGUCUCCCAGCAGCCUAUUCUCCGCCUUCCACAGGGAGGUCAUCGAGAAGAAACCGGAGAUCUUCAAGAUCGAAUGCCUCACUGACAUCAAGAACCUGUUCCAGCACAACAAGCAGCCCUUCUAUGCUGCCUUCGGGAAUAGAGCUAACGAUGUGUUUGCGUACAAGGAGGUGGGAGUUCCUGUCUGCAGGAUUUUCACAGUCAACCCAAAGGGAGAGCUGAUCCAGGAGCAGACCAAGGGCAACAAGUCCUCUUACAGCAGGCUGAGCGAGCUGGUGGAGCACGUGUUCCCGCUCCUAAGCAAGGAGCAGAACGAGGCCUUCCUCAUGCCCGAGUACAGCUCUUUCUGCUUCUGGAGGCAGCCCAUACCAGCCAUCAACGCCGAUGACCUCCUCUGAUCCCUGCAGGCCAUCAGGUACACGCUGAGGAAAGAAUGACAGAACAGACCGCCGUCUUUCAUCACUUUAUGACAACUUUGUGACUCCUCUCUUCAGCACCACCACAGCAACACACUUAAGAGGAUCCCAUCUUUUUUUUACAGGACUUAACUGUAAACGUGAAAGACAAAAGAGGCACCUGUGGUUUGCUGUGCAUGCCGAGAGUAAUAGUUAGCUCAAUAACGCUAGGGGAAAGAUAGGCGUUUGCUUGUUUUUUCCCGUGCCUUCAAGCACUCGUGGACUUGCUGCGGUCAUCAAGCAAGCGUGUUCUUAAUGGCUGCUGCGCUCAAUUUGUACCUGAUGAGUCACAAUAGCUAUUCCAUCUCCAUCAUGCCACUCUCUCCCAACUACUCACUCAAAAGUUCCAUUUUUGGCACACACAUUCUUAUUAGUGUAAAAAGGAAAUCUCUUAUGUACAAUAAAUAAGAUAAUAAACGUUACAUUUAUGUUUCUGAGGCUGUAAUAGAACCAUGCACCGUCUAAUCAAAGUCAAUGAGUCGUUGAAAUGGGACGUUGGUCAUUAUUUAUGUUUAAGUUAUUGUUGGUCGUCAUGAUGCCUUUUUUGCUUUGCUUGAACAAUUAUUGUAAGUCGCUGGACAACUUGCACUAAAUGCUAACAAUAAGCCUUUUGUCCUGUUGUUUCCAAGUCAUGUCACAUUUCAAUAGUGCUACUUAGGUUCAGUCCUCAGCAGUUAAUUCUUCACAUAUGUAUAUAUAAACACAUG
This is a messenger RNA of Entelurus aequoreus (snake pipefish), 3620 nucleotides long. RefSeq names its product lipin 2 (gene lpin2). Lineage: Eukaryota; Metazoa; Chordata; Actinopteri; Syngnathiformes; Syngnathidae. Gene Ontology annotation, cellular component: nucleus; endoplasmic reticulum membrane; cytosol. Gene Ontology annotation, molecular function: transcription coactivator activity; phosphatidate phosphatase activity. Gene Ontology annotation, biological process: cellular response to insulin stimulus; positive regulation of transcription by RNA polymerase II; triglyceride biosynthetic process. The coding region runs from base 163 to 2856 and encodes 897 amino acids. The transcript has 20 exons. The record is from RefSeq and is a predicted model, not a curated record.